GAGCGACUGUAGCCGCUGUGCGCGACGUCGUCUGCGAGAAGGCUGCGGCGGGACAGGCAAUCGCUCUCACCGCAAGGAAGUGAAUCAGCUAGUUUAGGGAAGAUCGUUUCAUCAUGAACCAGUUACACUCGGACUACGACUCCUACGGCAUUGAAGAGCCCAGCGACGAGGAGCCCGUGCAUAGCAGUUCAGAGGAUGAAUUGGAUGUCCUUUUACACGGGACACCUAAACAGAAACGUAAGCUGAUUCGUGAAUGUCUCACCGGUGAGAGUGAAUCAUCCAGCGAAGAUGAAUUCGAAAAAGAGAUGGCGAAAGAGUUGAGCAAUACAAUGAAGACAAUGGAGGGGACCUGGCAGUCAUCUGUGUCCGGUGCCACCACGUCAGCAGAGAGCAAGCCACAACAAUACUAUGAUGAUGUAUACUUUGACUCUGACUCGGAAGAUGAGAGCAAAGAAAGCAAAUCUAAGCGUGGGGCUAAGCAGAGACCGAAAGGGAAGCAUCCGGUGCUGACAAACGAUGAUCUGUUGUAUGAUCCAGACGAGGAUGACCGGGACCAGGAGUGGGUUGAUUCUAGAAGAAGAGGGUACAGAAACAUGAGGAAGCAGGUGCAAACAUCAAGCCGGCAGUCAAAAACGCAAGAAAUGUCCAACAGCGAUGCGAUUUUAAAUUGUCCAGCUUGUAUGACAACGCUGUGUUUGGAUUGCCAAAGGCACGAGUCUUACAAGACCCAGUAUAGAGCCAUGUUUGUUAUGAAUUGCUCUGUUAUGAAGGACGAAGUGCUCCGCUUCCCAGAUCAACCAUUGAAAAAGAGCAGACGGCGAGAUCACAAGAAAGUAAAACUUCCCCCAGCGGAUGCAGCGAGUCAGGAAGGCGAAGCGUACCAUCCGGUGAAAUGCACUGAGUGUUCCACAGAGGUCGCCGUUUACGACAAAGAGGACGUGUAUCAUUUCUUCAAUGUUCUAGCCAGUCACUGCUAGGGGCUUUGUGCUCACUGGCUUGGUUAUACUGGACAUUUUG
Molecule: messenger RNA, 1017 nt
Organism: Spea bombifrons (plains spadefoot toad)
Lineage: Eukaryota; Metazoa; Chordata; Amphibia; Anura; Pelobatidae
Gene: EAPP
Product: E2F associated phosphoprotein
Exons: 7
Coding region: 114-977 (287 amino acids)
Biological process (GO): positive regulation of cell population proliferation
Cellular component (GO): nucleus
Source: RefSeq, a predicted model, not a curated record